Molecule: messenger RNA, 936 nt
Organism: Scomber scombrus (Atlantic mackerel)
Lineage: Eukaryota; Metazoa; Chordata; Actinopteri; Scombriformes; Scombridae
Product: fucolectin-4-like
Exons: 5
Coding region: 1-936 (311 amino acids)
Source: RefSeq, a predicted model, not a curated record
AUGAAACUCAAUUCAGUGCUGUUCUCGCUGCUCUUUGUGGGGACGUGCUCGGCCUACACUUAUCAAAACGUGGCCUUGCGAGGAAAAGCGACACAGUCAGAUCGUUGGGAGAAUAUAUUCGGAUCUGCCUACAAUGCCAUUGAUGGAAACCGUGACUCUCGUCUUGCGGCUGGCUCAUGCAGCCACACUGAUAGUCAGACCAACCCCUGGUGGAGGGUGGACCUGCUGGAUACCUACGUGGUCACAUCCAUCAUCAUCACCAACAGAGGAGACUGCUGUGCAGAAAGGAUCGAUGGAGCAGAGAUUCAUAUUGGAAACUCUUUACGAGACAAUGGUGCAGCAAACCCAGUUAUUGCUGUAAUAUCCAGUAUCCCAGCAGGCAGAUCUUACACAGUAACUGUUACAAAACAUGUGGAGGGACGUUAUGUGACUGUGGUUGUACCUGGUUUAGAAAAGAUCCUCGCACUUUGUGAAGUGGAAGUCUACGGAUACCGUGCUCCAACUGAAGAGAACCUGGCAGUCCGAGGAAAAGCCUCACAGUCAUCACUGCAUUCAUUUGGCCACGCAUAUAAUGCCAUAGAUGGGAAUCGUGACAGUGUCUGGGGCCGGGCCACCUGCAGCCACACAGGAUAUGAUCUCAACCCCUGGUGGCGACUGGAUAUGGGGAAAACCCAAAAAGUGUUUUCUGUCAACAUUGUCAGCAGAGAUGGUGACCCACACCGACUCAAUGGAGCUGAGAUCCGCAUCGGAAACUCUCCUCAACACAAUGGCAACAACAAUCCAAGGUGUGCGGUGAUCAAUAACAUCCCUGCAGGUGUUUCCCAAACGUUCCAGUGUAACGGGAUGGACGGUCGCUAUCUUACCAUAGUCAUUCCUGGAAGACACGAGUACCUCAUCCUAUGUGAGGUGGAGGUGUAUGGCUCUGUAUUGGAUUAG